Cyanistes caeruleus (blue tit) is the source of this 3141-nucleotide messenger RNA. Lineage: Eukaryota; Metazoa; Chordata; Aves; Passeriformes; Paridae. The record is from RefSeq and is a predicted model, not a curated record.
AUGGGUACAGAGAGGGGCCGGCAGCUGGGCAGCCUGACCGUGUUCAGCAAGGAGGAUUUUGAGGAUGACUGGGUGCGAGUGGCCAGCGGGGGCUUUGGCCACGUGUACCAGGUGAAGCACAGGAGGUGGAGGACGGUCUAUGCUGUGAAAUGCUCCCCGUACCUGCUGCAGGACUCCAGCACCGACAGGACCAGCAUGAACUGCCUAAUGGAAGAGGCAAGCAAGAUGGAGAAAAUCAAAUUCCAGCACAUUGUCACCAUCUACGGGGUGUGCAACAGCCCUCUGGGGAUAGUGAUGGAAUAUAUGGCCAGGGGGUCCUUGGAGAGAAUCCUUCCCACUCACAGAAUGUCCUGGCAGCUGAAAUUCCGCGUGAUCCAUGAGAUGGGCUUGGCCAUGAAUUUCCUGCACAGCAUGAGCCCUCCUCUGCUGCACUUGGAUCUGAAGCCAGGGAAUGUCCUCCUGGAUGGGAACAUGCAUGUCAAGAUCUCUGACUUUGGGCUGUCCAAGUGGAUGGAGCAAUCCAGCAGGAUGCAGUACAUCGAGAGCUCAGCUCUGAGGGGCACCCUGAGCUACAUCCCCCCCGAAAUGUUCCUGCAGAACAGCAAACCCCCGGGGAUCAAGUACGAUGUGUACAGCUUCGGGAUCGUCAUCUGGGAGGUUCUCAUGCAGAAGAAACCUUACGCAGGGGCCAACAUGAUGGCCAUCAUCGUGAAGGUGGCAGCGGGGAAGAGGCCGGGGCUGGAGCUGGUCAGGGACGACUGGCCCGGGGAGUGCCACCAGAUGGUCGACCUGAUGAAGAGGUGCUGGGACCAGGACCCCAAGCAAAGGCCAAGCUUUGCAGAUAUCCCUGUGGAGACAGACGUGCUGCUGGCCCUGAUCCAGAGCCUGGUGCAGGACCCGGAGAACGAGCGCCUGGUCAGGAAGAUGUCCCACAAACCGGCCAUCUCCAGGAGCCAGCAGAGUGACAAAGAGGAGCUCACCUUCCCCCCAGACACCAGGAGUGGGGGAAAGGCCAAGGAGGAGGCUCCUGGCCCAGCUCCGCGCGGGGAGGCCGGGAGCCCCGAGGAGCUGGGGCCCGAGGAGCUGGGCAGGCUGCAGGAGAACGGCCUGACCCUGCUGCACCUCAUGGUGCUGCAGGGCAACGUGGCCAAGGUGCGGCUGCUGCUGGGCCGCCGGGCCGGCGUCAACAGCGCGGCGGGCGGCGGCUGCACCCCGCUCACGGCGCCGACGUCAACGCCGCCGACNACCCCGCUGCACGUGGCUGUGGAGAGGGGAAAGUUCAGGGUGGUGCAGUAUCUGCUGAAGAACGGCAUCUCCGUCAACAGCCUGGACCAGAACCACUACAGCGCCCUGCACCUGGCCGUGGCCCGGGGCAAGUACCUGAUCUGCGAGAAACUCAUCAAAUACGGGGCCAACGUGGAGCUGAGGACGGACAAAGGCUGGACCCCCCUGCACCUGGCCGCCUUCAAGGGGCACGUGGAGAUCAUCCGGCUGCUGAAGGGCAGCCGCGCCCGGCUGGACGCCAAGGGCAGCAUGGACUGGACGCCGCUGCACCUGGCCACGCGCUACGGGGACGAGCCGGCGGUCAGCGAGCUGCUGCGCUGCGGGGCCGACCCCAACACCGCAGAGAGGUCCCACUGGGCCCCCCUGCACUUCUCCGUGCUCAGGGGCUCCUUCCUCAGCGUCAUCAACCUCCUGGAGUGCCGGGCCGACGUCAACGCCAGGAACAAGGUGGGCUGGACCCCGCUGCACCUGGCCGUGCUCAAGGGCAACAUGGCCAUCAUCAAGACCCUGCUGAAGGCCGGGGCUCUGCUGGACGUGGAGGACAUCACGGGCUGCACGGCCCUGCAGCUGGCGGUGAGGCACCAGCGGGAGAACAUCAUCACCCUGCUCCAGGGCAAGGAGUCCUCGGGGAACAAGGGUGAGAACAGGACUCUGAACGAUGCCAAGAUUGCCAGGCUCGUCCCAGGAAGGACAGAUCUGUAAAUUCAUCAGCUCUGGAAUUUGCAGCUUGAGCUUUCCCACGUCAGGUGUGAUGCCUUAAAGCACCUUGUCCUGUCACCUGCUGAUUGCAGGAAAAUAUUUCCCCUUUUUAAAUGGAAGGUUUUAAGCAUGAACACUAAGAGAGUAAAAGAAAAUGAGGUUAUUUGAUGGCAACUUCUUUUCCCAGCUUGUAGAAGGUUUUGGCUUGGUGACACUUUAGGCAGUGCUUUCCUACUGAAUCCUUCCUGAGCAGGGAUUUAUGCACCCCCUGUUCAUGCAGGCAGUGCUGAAGCUGUGCACAGCACACACACGCCUUCCACAGCUUUUAUUGCUUUUAUUCCAUGUUUUCCUACAGAGAAAAUUGGUGUAAAAUGGCCCUGGCACAGGUGGGAAUUGAAUCGUGAGAUUCUCACCUGCUGCUGGCACAGCAAUGUGUCAGAUUUCCUGACAUCUCCUUUCUGCAACAAGAAUCAAAUGAGGCAGGAAAAUCACUGGGAGAGAAUAUUGAAAUGGAUGCAGCACAGGGAGCAGAAAUUCCAGAACAAUCACACACGAGAUCUGGCUGCUUGCAGGUCAAGGUCCGAGUCGUGUCUCUGGGGGGAAAAUAAUUCCUGCUUUCCUUCGGGAAGAUGUUCCAGAGCUCGAUCACUCCAGUGAAAAACAUCUUCUUGGUGGAUUUGCUUCCCUUGUGGCAGUGAGCAGCACUGUGUGCAGCUCUGACAGCCCUGCUGUGAUUCCUGUCCCCAGAAGUGCCUGCUGGGAGGGUGACUUGUGGUGGCCUGGAGCUGGGCAGAGGCUGGAAUAGAAACAAACAACCCCAGCUCUGCAGGGAAGCUGUUAUGGCCUGAUAAAGUGAGAUUAAAUGGGUUAAAAAGAGGGGUUAAAAAGCCCAGCCUCUACUAAUUUUGUUUUCAUUUUAUAUCAGCUUAAAGUAUUGAUGUGUGCUGUAUUCAAAUCCAGUUUUUCAUGAUGCUUUGGCACCAAAGCCUUUAGAUAUCAUUUAAAAUAAAUUGUAAUGAAAUGAUUCAUUUUCAACAUUUGCCUUUGGUGAAGGGAGGAGCUGGGCAGGUUAUGAAGUGAAAUGCUGGUGACAUUUUGGGUUGCAGGGAGUGUAAAAAAUGGACUUUUUUUAUUGCAUCCACCAAAAGAAAAAAAAAA